Molecule: messenger RNA, 2776 nt
Organism: Lutra lutra (Eurasian river otter)
Lineage: Eukaryota; Metazoa; Chordata; Mammalia; Carnivora; Mustelidae
Gene: CD248
Product: CD248 molecule
Exons: 1
Coding region: 182-2497 (771 amino acids)
Biological process (GO): cell migration
Cellular component (GO): external side of plasma membrane; extracellular matrix
Molecular function (GO): extracellular matrix binding; extracellular matrix protein binding; calcium ion binding
Source: RefSeq, a predicted model, not a curated record
GCUUCCUGCUCCAGCGGCCCCGGGGGAGCGGGAGCGGGGAGCUGGCAGCGGCCCCAGCCCACUCCUUACAAGGCCUGAGCCUGGCCCAGGCCCGCCCCUGGCCCGCCUGCCGGAGGCCCCAGUCCCUCCCCCUGUCAAGAGCGGCCGCGAGCCGGCCCCGGGCCAGUCGGGGGGCAUCGCGAUGCUGCUGCGCCUGCUGCUGGCCUGGGCGGCCGCGGUGCCCACGCUGGGCCAGGCCCCCUGGGCGGCCGAGCCCCGGGCCAUCUGUGGCCCCGGCCGCUGCUACGCACUCUUCCCUCGGCGCCGCACCUUCCUGGAGGCCUGGCGGGCCUGCCGCGAGCUGGGGGGCGACCUGGCCACGCCGCGAACCCCCGAGGAGGCCCGGCGUGUGGACAGCCUGGUGGGCUCGGGCCCAGCCGGCCAGCUGCUGUGGAUCGGCCUGCAGCGGCAGGCCCGCCAGUGCCAACCCCAGCGCCCGCUGCGCGGCUUCACGUGGACCACGGGAGACCAGGACACGGCCUUCACCAACUGGGCCCAGCUGGCCACAGGAGGGCCCUGCCCAGCCCAGCGCUGCGCCGCCCUUGAGGCAAGCGGCGAGCAUCGCUGGCUCGAGGGCUCGUGCACGCUGGCCGUCGACGGCUACCUGUGCCAGUUUGGCUUCGAGGGCUCCUGCCCCGCGCUGCCGGACGAGGCGGGCCAGGCAGGCCCGGCGGUCUACACCACACCCUUCCACCUGGUGUCUACCGAGUUUGAGUGGCUGCCCUUCGGCUCCGUGGCAGCCGUGCCGUGCCAGGCUGGCAGAGAAGCGUCCCUGCUCUGCGUGAAGCAGCCCGAUGGUGGCGUGGGCUGGUCUCGGGCCGGGCCCUUGUGCCCAGCGCCCGGCUGCGGCCCGGACAACGGGGGCUGCGAACACGAGUGCGUGGAGGAGGUGGACGGCCGCGUGUCCUGUCGCUGCACUGAGGGCUUCCGGCUGGCGGCGGACGGGCAGAGCUGUGAGGACCCCUGUGCCCAGGCUCCGUGUGAACAGCAGUGUGAGCCCGGCGGGCCGCAGGGCUAUAGCUGUCACUGUCGCCUGGGUUUCCGGCCGGCUGAGGACGAACCGCACCGCUGCGUGGACACAGAUGAGUGCCAGAUCGCUGGCGUGUGCCAGCAAAUGUGUGUCAACUACGUCGGUGGUUUUGAGUGCUACUGCAGGGAGGGCCACGAGCUCGAGGCUGACGGCAUCAGCUGCAGCCCGGCUGGGGCCAUGGGAGCCCACACUGCCCAGGACCUAGGGGACGAGCUGCUUGAUAAUGGGGAGGACGAAGAGGAUGAACAUGAGGCCUGGGAUACCUUUGAUGGCAGCUGGACGGAGGUGCCUGGGAUCCCGUGGAUGGAGGCCACGCAGCCGCCUGACUUUGGCCUGGCCUACAGACCUAGUUUCCCAGAGGAGGGAGAGCAUCCGAUGCCCUACCUGGACCCCACCUGGCCACCCCCGCUUAGUGCUCCCAGGGUCCCCUACCACUCCUCGGUGCUCUCUGUCACCCGACCCGUGGUGGUCUCUGCCACACGCCCCACACUGCCUUCUGCCCACCGUCCCCCUAUCAUCUCUGCCACACGCCCACCCUGGGCCCCUGCCCCCGAGCCUCCUGUGAUCCCUGCCAGGCAUCCAGUUUUGCCUCCUAACCACCAGUUCCCCAUGAUCUCAGCCAACCGUCCAGAUUUGCCCUCUGCCUACCAACCCCCCAUUAUCUCUGCCACUCGCCCAGCACAGCCUCCAGCUCACCAGCCCCCAAUUAUCUCAGCCAAAUAUCCUGAACUGUCCCCUGUGUUUCCAGACACCCCAGUCACUGAUACCCAGACCACGGCUCAUGUGCUUCAGAUCCCUGCUAACCACACUCCUCUGGGUACCACUUCCGGGGGCCAUCAAUCCCUUGUCACCCCAGAUGUCCCGGUCCUCCAAGCCCAGGCCACCCACCUUCCCAUUACCUCGACUGUCCAGCCCCCUCUGACCACUACCUCCAGACCCCCUGUGCUCCCUGCCCAUCAAGUUCCUGGGUCUCCUGCUGGGCAGCCCCCAGCCCCCCACACUACCCUCACCUCAGAGCCCCCCCAGAGCCCCACUAACCAGACCUCAUUCACCAGCCCUACACACCCCCAUUCCAAACCCCCACAAGUCCCAAGGGAGGGUGCCCGGGACGCUAAGGUGGCCCCAUGGCUGCCCUCAGCAGCCCCCACAGCAGCCCCGACAGCCCUGGGGGACUCCAGUCCGGCAGGCCACGGCCGGAGGGAUGACCGGUGGCUGCUGGUGGCACUCCUAGUACCCACAUGUGUCUUCUUGGUGGUCCUACUCGCAUUGGGCAUCGUGUACUGCACCCGCUGUGGUCCCCACGCACCCAACAAGCGAGUUACCGACUGCUAUCGCUGGGUCACCCACGCUGGGAGCAAGGGCCCAACAGAACCAGUGCCCCACCGGGGCAGCCUCACAGGGGUGCAGACCUGCAGAACCAGCGUGUGAUGGGGCGCAGCCCCCCCCGCGGGGUGGGGGGAAGUGCUUGCGUUGGACACAUGGCCCAGGCUGCACCAGGGACCCACGGGGGCUGCCCAGCUGGACAAAGGGCUUCCUGCUCCCCCGGGCCCAGCCAGGAUCCUCUUUCGGUCAACUACCAGACUAGACUCUUGGGAAUUCCGCUCCCCGGCCCAGCACUCAUGACAGAGGAGACGCCAAGGCUCCCAGGACCUCAGGGGGUGGGUGCUGGGGUCUUCUCCAAUAAACGGGGUGCCAACCUCACCCAAA